AUGAUGUCCAAAACCUUCUCAUCUUCGUCAAAAAUUCUUUGCUGUUGUCUUUUAAUCGCCGUCCUUUCUAUUGGACAAGCUUUCGAUUCAAGUGAAAUCCGGAUGCUUGAAGGAGAUUAUCCAACUUCUAAAAGAAGCGAAGAUCUCUAUCGGUAUGGCAGAUCAUAUGAGGAACUGGCUUCUCCUCUCAUUAGAUUUGGAAAACGUUCUCCACAAGAAGCUUCUGCUCCUCUCAUAAGAUUCGGUCGUGCACCAGAAGCUUCUCCUCUCAUUCGUUUUGGAAAGAGAAGCUACGAAGACGCCUCAGCCCCAAUAAUCAGAUUCGGCCGUGCCCCUGAAGCAUCUCCACUCAUUCGUUUCGGAAAGAGAAGCUCUGGAGCUCCAUUGAUCAGAUUUGGACGAAGCAUGGGAGCUCCCAUAGUGAGAUUUGGACGUUCUCCAGCAGCUUCAUCUCCUUUGAUACGCUUUGGACGCAAGUAG
Messenger RNA from Auanema sp. JU1783, 480 nucleotides. NCBI's taxonomy places the organism in Eukaryota, Metazoa, Nematoda, Chromadorea, Rhabditida, Rhabditidae. The record is from the annotation of a GenBank genome assembly.